CAGGGUUCUUUGUUGCUACCCGUGGGUCUGGUGAUAUCAUCAUUUGCUGGCUCUUGGCGUGACGGGAGGCCAAUAUUUUAAAGCAGGAUUUUAAAGCUGACUUUAGUGUGAACCUAUCUGAUGCUGGUGUAAUGUGGUGUCUUCAUUCAGAUGUUGCUGGUUUCUACUGACUCUGAGGUGCUGAGACCCCUUGGGGCAGGAGCCUGGCUUUGGACGAGGCCUCCAUAAAACACUGAGCCGGGAAGGGUGUUUUGGGCACAGAGUCAGGAACUUUAUCUCAUGUCCCGUUUGACAUAAGGUUGCAAGAGGAUUUGUUCUUUAUGCCAUAGCCUGUGGUCCUUUCUCUACACCCUUGGUGACUGAGGGUGUGGUGGCUGCAUCCUGCUGAGGCAGAUGCUCCCUGUGAGAAGCCUGCUCUUUUUUACCAGCAUCGAGAGAGGUUAGAAGCCUGUGGGCAGAGCACAGGAGCGUGUGUACAUUGUGUCCAUCUCCAAGGAGAUUAGCAAUCUGAACUGGCAGAUAAAUAGGAUGGUCUUUCUUGAUUGGACCGGUUGAAAGAGGAAGGUAACCCUGACUCCUGUCACCUCCGUAGGCACAAAGGAGAGGCAAGGUGGAAGUGGCAGAUCUGAUCUCUUGAGCUCCUUGCAGCCUCUGGGCGACUGGGACGUUGAACUUGGCGGACAGCUGCAAUUCAUUCCCUGGGAUCCUACUUGCCCUUUCUCUCCCCUCCCCCUCCAGCACUCUCCUUCCCUCUAAUAAAACUCCAGUGCAUUGUGGUACUGCUAUGGAGCCCAGGGAGACUUUGGGCAGCUCCUGGCAAAGGGGAGGUGAGGUGGAUUUUCUGCCGGCCACCGUCGCCUCUGCAAAGCCUCCACCUGCCUCUGGCUGCGCAGAAGAGAUGAUGCUGCCCACAGCAGGCUUGGGGAAAGGGAUCCUGGUGAGCGGAACGCAGAUGGAGCCUGAAGAAGAGGAUGACCUGAGUUAUGGGAGAGAUGUGGAUUCCACUUCCAAUGCAGACAGUGAGAAAUGGGUGGCAGGAGAUGGGCUGGAAGAGCAAGAGUUUUCCAUCAAGGAAGCUAACUUCACAGAGGGGAGUUUAAAACUAAAGAUCCAAACAACCAAGAGAGCUAAAAAGCCCCCGAAGAACUUGGAGAACUAUAUUUGCCCUCCUGAGAUCAAAAUCACUAUCAAGCAGUCUGGGGAGCAGAAGCUUUCCAGAGCUGGGAAAAAUAGCAAAGCAGCUAAGGAGGAGGACAGAGCAUGCUCCAAAAAGAAGAGGAGACAAAACCAUGCUGGUAUCGUCCUGUGGUGCUGUGAGAGCUGCAAAUGUGAUCUUGAGCUGUCCUUCAGGUGCACCAGUUCAGAAGGGAUCAAAAGUUCAGCUGAGCCUCUUCUCUUUUUGUGUAUAAUUGAGAUUUAAGAUUAAUCUUUACAUGAAUUAUAAAUGAAGGAGCCCACUUCUAAACUGCUUUGUGUCUGAGCACUAAUGCUUGAGCCUUUUGGCAGUUAAAGCUUUCAAUUACAUUUUUAAAGUACAAGUAUAUGCAUAGAGAACAAUUGAAUCCAUUCCUGUAUACCAAGCAAAUGGCUCCAUUAUUCUUGAUUACGGCAUUGUGCUAGCAACGCUAUAGUUAUGCUUCAGAAAAUACUUCCAUUAUAAGUCUCAUUCUUCCAGAUGCUUAUCAUUUUCUUGAAAUAUCCUGCUGGAGAGAAUUCUUUGAUAGCUUAAGCUAGGUUAAACAUCAUAUUUUUCUUCUUUUUGGUGUGUGUGAUUCAGUCAAGAAGGGGAACAGGGUAUAAAGAAAAGAUUUUCCUUAUAUGAGCUGAUUUCAGGAGAACCCUUUUUAUUUUCUUGUUGGAUUAAUUUUGAGUAAUCUGUCCUAUACUUAGAUUUUAAAAGAAAUUAAAUUCUGAGGCAGCACUGAGGGUGGGUGGGGGGAUGAAACCUUGUGACUACUCAUGUUAUUUUGGGUGUAGGAGUGUUUUUUGUCCUAGGAAUCAGACAAAGGAGCCUUGGUCAGGUUGAGGCUUUAUCACAAUAUAAAUACUUCACUUCCGCCUCUUAAGCAACAUGUAGACUUUGUGAUGAGUUCAGACAGGAGUCCACGUCUGAUGAAAGACUCAAAUAUCUCUGAAACCUGGACAAAUGGAUUUGGGAUAUAGGCUUGCACCAAUCUAGAGCUCAGGGGAUGACUUGGCCUCGCUGUUCAAUGUAACUUUGAUCCCUUGCUGUACAGAAGAUCCUCACUUCUCCUGUAUGUCAUACCCACGAUGGGUGCUCAAAGGGCUACUUUAAGCCCGGAAGAGGCUACUUGCCAGUGGCCCUCUCAGGAGACAGUGUCUUUCACAGGCUGACCUUUACCAAAAGUCUGUUGACAACUCUAAAUUGCUUUCUGAAGCAGCCAUAUUUCCCACUGAUGUGAGGCAGAGCCCAGGGAGGUUAAUGUUACUCAAAGGUACUUACCUUGGAAGCUGAACUUGUGUGGGGGAGAAAUCAAGGGGAAUUUUUCUUAGAACCCUGGUAAAUGGCAUACUCCUUGCACAUCAAAAAUAGCACAGUGGAGUUUUGGUCCAGUAAUACACUGGGAAUAGAUUUUUCCCACCUAUUGAGAAGGAUGGGCUGCAUUCUUAGCACUGAGAAGUGUCUUAUUUCUAUUUCCUUAUCCUCCCUAAAUACUUGCAGCAGUCUCAAGGGAAACAGUGGUUGUGUGGGACUCCGCUCAGAGACAGCAAAGGUGUUGUAAGCAAUCCCUCUAUGGCCAAGAAGGGAGAAAAAAGACUUGCUAACCACUGCGUACUGCACA
Messenger RNA from Oxyura jamaicensis (ruddy duck), 2804 nucleotides. Its product is annotated as SET-binding protein-like. The transcript has 4 exons. NCBI's taxonomy places the organism in Eukaryota, Metazoa, Chordata, Aves, Anseriformes, Anatidae. The coding region runs from base 785 to 1420 and encodes 211 amino acids. The record is from RefSeq and is a predicted model, not a curated record.